ACGACCCGAAUCGGCUUGGUUUAGAAACAACCCUAAUCCCUUGAUCCUCGACAGUCGACUCUUGCGUUACCUCCUCCCUCUCCGACGUUGACGCCAUUGCCGUAUCUCUCGUCGCCAUAGGCGGUAACAGUCGGCUGCUUCUUGCCGAUGGUGGAGCUACCUCCCCUUCUUGGUCCCUGCUGACGGCGGACCACCCGAUCCGACGCCAACUCCAGACAUCUCUCCGCUAUUUUCUUAGUUGGAGUGUAGCAGGAUCAUACUUUUAAUGCUCUAAGCAUGAGCCUAGGGGCAGAAUCUUCAUUGCAAUCUUCAAGCAGCAGUGAAGACUUUGCGGCUUUUCUUGACUCAGAGUUGGAAUUGGCUUCUUGCGACAGUUCUCCUAAUGAAGGGGAUGUGACAAAUAAUGAGGAAAUUGAUCCUCCGCAAAGGAGUAAAAGACAAAAAAUGGAGGGGUUUGAGACUUCAGAAGAUCUUGAAACUGAAAGAUUGGUCAAGCCAAUUGAAGAACAUAUUGGUACAUCUACUCUUGGAAAGAAUGUAAUAUGUCCUCCACAUCCUGGUUUCUUUAAAGGAUUAUGCAUCAGAUGCGGGCAAAUAGAAGAAGAUGAAUCAGGUGUUGCAUUUGGUUAUAUCCAUAAGGAUUUAAGACUAGGUAAUGUGGAAAUGGCGAGGCUACGUGGUGCAGAUCUGAAGAGUUUGUUGCAUAAGAAAAAGUUGAUAUUGAUCUUAGAUUUGGACCAUACUUUACUCAACUCAACACGUCUUGUUGAUGUCAUUUCUGAUGAAGAAUAUUUGCUAAGACAGAUUGAUGGGAUGAAAGAUGAUCCAGACAGAAGCUUAUUCAGAUUGGAUUCUAUGCAUAUGUUGACAAAGUUGAGGCCCUUUGUCAAUAAUUUUCUGAAAGAAGCAAGUUCUUUAUUUGAGAUGUACAUUUAUACUAUGGCAGAGCGUUCUUAUGCUAUUGAAAUAGCCAAGCUCCUUGACCCUGGUAAAGUCUACUUUGAUUCAAAAGUAAUCACUCAAGCUGAUUGCACCCAGAGACAUCAGAAAGGCCUGGAUGUGGUACUUGGUGCUGAAAGCCUUGUUGUGAUUCUUGAUGACACAGAAGUUGUCUGGCAAAGACACAAAGAUAAUCUGAUUCAAAUGGAGAGAUACCACUUCUUUGCUUCUAGUUGUCGCCAAUUUGGUUUUAAUGCUAAAUCAUUGUCUGAACUGAUGAAAGAUGAAAGAGAAUCUGAUGGUGCACUUGCGACUGUUCUAAAAAUUUUGAAGCGAACUCACCAAAUGUUUUUCGAUCCAGCCCUCGGUUCCGAUGUGUCAACAAGAGAUGUAAGGCCAUUACUUAAAGGCAUACGGCGAGAAAUAUUACAAGGGUGCAAAAUAGUUUUCAGUCGAGUAUUUCCAUCCAAUUCACUGGCCCAGGAUCAACCAAUCUGGAAGAUGGCAGAACAAUUAGGAGCAACAUGCUGCACAGAAGUGGACCCAUCGGUGACGCAUGUUAUCUCGACGGAUACAGGUACCCAAAAGGCGCAUUGGGCGACACAGAACAAGAAGUUUUUGGUCAAUCCACACUGGAUUGAAGCAUCGAACUUCUUGUGGCAACGUCAGAAGGAAGAGAAUUUUUCUAUCAGCAAUCUCCCAAGCCACACAACUGUUGAUUGCACUGCAAAAGCCCAAGAAAGUGUUCAAUGAUGGCCCGGUUGGUCUUUUAUGUUUCCUUGAAGCACAUUUGUUGCUGAUAUUUCAGUUCCUUUAACAAGCUAAUAUCCCUGUUCAUCUUGUGAGGAUUUUAGAUUUUCAAAACACCAUGUAAAUUUUUGCUCAUAGUCGACUCCCCCAUUUUACUCGACAAAAACAGAGUCAGUCCUAGGGGCGACGGUAUAUUAAUGGUAGUAUCACAAUGUUGUUCUAUCGCUGUGCAUCUUGUAUCGUAUUAAUGGUAAUAUCAAUCUUGUUCUGUCUC
Zingiber officinale is the source of this 1963-nucleotide messenger RNA. Its product is annotated as RNA polymerase II C-terminal domain phosphatase-like 4. NCBI's taxonomy places the organism in Eukaryota, Viridiplantae, Streptophyta, Magnoliopsida, Zingiberales, Zingiberaceae. Gene Ontology annotation, molecular function: RNA polymerase II CTD heptapeptide repeat phosphatase activity. The coding region runs from base 277 to 1692 and encodes 471 amino acids. The transcript has 9 exons. The record is from RefSeq and is a predicted model, not a curated record. Gene Ontology annotation, cellular component: nucleus.